CUGCGAAAUAGAGCCGGGUCACAUUAAUCAGUACGCUGAACUAUAUUGCUAAGAAAUUUAUUGCUACAUUUAAGCAUCUAUCUUAUUUCGAUAUGUUGACAUAUGUAAAUAGUAUUAUACAUUGAUUACUUUCAGAGAUUUUAAAGCAAUAUGAUGCAAAUAAAAGACAUAACUAAAUAUACCGGAAGUGCAUAUAACACUACGCGCCAACAUGCAAGAUGGCGGGAGAAAUGCACGUUUGAUUACAACCAAAAUUAGAAGUUGCUGAAACAACAGAUGCUUAUUGGACUCUGAAUUCCAUUAACCUUUAAUCAAAGAUAUAUAGUGUAGAAACCAUUGGGAACCCAUUUUCCAGAUCUAUCGGGAUGAGCAAAUCUUCACCUCGACGUGACGCAUUGCUUAGCAUGAAUAAAUCUUCACCACGGAGAGAACAUCUGUCAGUAGUGAAGAAAAGUUCUCCUCGGCGAGAUGUCACACCUCCCAUCCGAUCCUCUCCUCGAAGGGAAUUGUUGUCCAACACCAAACGAACAUCACCCAAGAAAGACCAGAUGAUUACUUCGUAUAGAUCCUCGCCUAGGGCAGAGUCAAAAGUACCAAAGACGUCGGAAGGUAGAAUGUCGAGGUCUGAUGUCGGAGCAUCACCAAAAUCAGAGGUUAAAGCUUCUCCAUUAUCGUUUCAGUCAUCUCUAAUGAGUUCCACAAAGUCUUUGUUACCAAGCACACCUAAGUCUGUGACUCCUUCCCCAUGCAGUUCGACAUGUAGCUCUCCUGAGAGACCCAGUCCCAAGGCACCCAAGCCUGUGUCUAGGACGGAGUUGGCGCUUAGCACGGUGCCUGCAACAGAUAAGUCAAAGAAAUCUACGUCCAACAAAGGAGCUAACAAAUAUGCAAAGCGUGGAAAAUUCAACAUCGGAUCAGAAGUUCUGGCUAGGUGGAGUGACGGUCUUUUCUAUCUUGGAAAUGUAUUGAAAGUUGAAGAGAAAGAAGGGAAAUGUUUUGUACAAUUCGAGGACAACUCUGAAUACUGGGUGUUAUACAAAGAUCUUCAGAAAGGAGCCAAAGAAGGGGAGAUAAACUGCUGCGUUUGUCAGAGUGAUGUGUCAGAGGCCCCAAAUGAAAUUGUGCUAUGUGACAAUUGUGGUAUUGGGUACCACCAGGAAUGUCAUAACCCUACCAUUGAUGAUGAGUAUGUGAUUGAGGAGGAGGUGGAAUGGUGCUGCAGACUCUGUAUAUUUGCUGCCACAGUCAAGAAAGGAGGUGCCUUAAAGAUUGGGGAUGAUGCAAAAGCCCUGCAGAAGAUGAAACAGACAUUUCCUUAUGAUCUAAACAAAUUGACCUGGGAUGCCCAAAGAAAAACCAACGUGGAGCAGUGUUACUGUUACUGUGGGGGUCCGGGGGACUGGUACCUAAAGAUGCUACAGUGUUGUAGAUGUAAGCAGUGGUUCCAUGAAGCCUGUAUUCAGUGUCUAGAACAUCCCCUGCUGAACGGAGACCGGUUUUACCUGUUUGUCUGUUCACACUGUAACAGCGGGCCAGAGUACAUCAAGCGACUUGAUCUUAAAUGGGUGGACAUAGCCCACCUGGUCCUGUUCAACCUCACACUCUCUGGCAUCAAAAAGUUCUAUGACUUUGAUGUGGUUUUGGCCUACAUGACCGCCAACUGGAACAAACUACAGCUCAGCAGCCAGAUUGCUGAAACAACUGAAGAGGAGAGACAGAAGAAACUAUAUGAUAUAUUGAGGGGUCAUAAAACUAGAUUCACAUUCAGCCGUGAAGUAAAGAAGAAACACACCUACUGGGGUCUGAGGAUGAGGGCCCCGCCCCCAGGUCCCACAAUCAUACUCCCUGUUGAUGGACAAAUCAAUGAAGAGGUCAUGAACUCUCUGCAGGCCAAAGGUCACAAAACCAAGUGCUUUGUUCCUAUUCAGUGCUCUCUAGGCCAGAAGACGGCUCUAGUGCUACCAAGUAAUUCACCAGUGCCCCUGCGAUAUAAGAAGAACAGUCAUGAGAUGGAUGAAUCGAUUGCUUUCAAGUCUGAUAAAGCUAGGAAAAAACUGAUGAAAGCAUUGGAGAAUGGUGAUGAUGAUAUCUGCAGUGACAACCAAAACUAUGAUGGGUAUGAUGGAUCUCUGCCCAUCAAAGAAGAUCAAAGGUUAGUGUCCAAGAAUUCAUCUUCAUCCAGGAAAGGUAAAUCCAGAAAGAAGCCAUCCAGUACAUUAGAAAACAUUAUACCAGCGCCUACAGACUUUGAAAGUUUCAACCAUCCUUUCAAAACGGAAAUUGAACAGAAACAGGAGUUUGCCAAACACCAGAGGAAGAUGCAGAUAAUAAAUUAUCUGUACCAGAGCUAUGACAGUGACUCUGCCUCCCAGAGCUCUUUGUGUUCAGGACUAUCAGGUGACGACCCCACAAAAGCCAUUCCCACACCCCCUCCUUCUGUCACCUCCUCCCUGUCCACAGAAACACUGUCAUCAUGCUCUAGAGAAACUCAUCGCCAGAGAAGGGGAAAAAAACGAAAGGGCUGCGAUGGGGAGCAGGAAGCUGUUGCACCGCGACGUAGUAAAAGGACUCGAGUUAGCAUAUCUGGACGUUACGACGAGGUACAGAAUGUGAUUGACACGCAGAUGAUUGAAAGUGUAAAAUGUCACGUUGUUAAUAUGGAGCGUAUCAAAUCUAAUAUCAGCAGUUACUUCGGUGCCACUGACCGUCUGAAGAAGGGAGAGAAGUAUGAUGUGUUGGCUAAACGUGUGAAGCCUGGCGGGAAAGUACAAUAUUUGAUUGCAUGGGAUGGAAUUGUAGCAUAGACAUUUGACAUUACUAUUGUUUUUAUAUGUAUCUUGUUUCUAACACAAGAGUUCGAUGCUGUUGUUAAUGUGGCCAUAAGAUUCUAGGUAUUAUUACUGUGUGUGCCUGUGUGUGCUAUGUCUGUAUGAAUGUUUUGUUUUACCCCAGCGUUUGAUGCUUGGAGCGUGGCCACAAGACAUUUGGUGCGAUGUAUUACACAGGUGUGCGGGUGAAUGAUUAUAUUGAUUGUAACACCGGGGUUCAAUGCUGUUAUGAGCAUGGCUUUAAGACAUUAGCUAUCACAGUUGUGUGUGCGUUAGGGUAUGUAUGAUUGUUGUUUCUGGCACCAGGGUUUGAUAGUGUUAUGAGCAUGGCUUUAAGACAUUAGCUAUCAUAGUUGUGUGUGCGUUAGGGUAUGUAUGAUUGUUGUUUCUGGCACCAGGGUUUGAUGGUGUUGUAAGUGUAUCUAAUAACACAAUUAAAAUAGUUAGGAAGAGAUUUUUGACUUGUGAUCAAAGAAGCAGGUAUGAAAAUGGUUGUUUACAAAAGACUGUAUGUGUUCUGUUCCACAGGCACAACUAGAGAGCAUCAUAAAGAACGACUUCGGUAGAUUUAUGAUGAUAAAAUAUAUAAGGAUUAAAGAUCUUAAUGUGGCUAACAGAUCAAUGCAAAUUAUACUUAAUUGAAAAUUGAAUUGAAGAAUGAAUGAAACCCAUCUAUCUCGUGUUCUGCAACAUUUUGUUUUCAAAACCAUGGAUUUGGUAAAGAAGGACUACAUAAUAAUUUAUUCAGUGGAUUUGAAUUGAGAGAAAUGAAGUUUCAUAUAACAGGAAACUAGAUAAAUAGGUAUCGUGAUAGUUAGAAUGAGUGAUGAAAGUUUUGAGUGAUUUUUAGUUUCAUAGAUUACUAUAUAGUGUGAAUGCUAAAUAAUGUAAGUGUACAUUUCUAUAUAUAUAUGUCUGUAUUCAUGUGAUUUUAUCGAACAUGGACUUGAAAGAUUUGUUUGAUCAUUACGAAUGAAAGGACAGUGGUUGAUAACGACUGAAUUUGAUAUGUGCUAUCAAGGAUCAACGACAACUUGAGCUUCAGAAAAGCCUUAAAUGUAAUUAUUUUUGUAUUAAUAUAUUUUUUGAAAUUUCCGAUAAUUUUUCCGAUGAUUUUUAGCUGGGUGUUAAUGAUGUUACAAUACUGAGCGCUUGUGCUGAUAUGUAUGACUAUGUGAUUAAAAAUUAUGUUGGUGUUAUGUUGCUAUGAAUAUUUUUUUACGAUAUGGAACUUAGUAAGUACCGUGUUUUAGUGAAGAUUAAUGAUGUAUAUCCUUUCACUGUGUUUUCUGUGAAAACUAUAAUUUUUUAUACAGUGAAAAUAAUUGUGCCAGUCCGCAGAGGACAAAAAAUGUCUGUUUUGUGGCAGAUGAGACUCAUUGUAAUUGAUUAUGUUCAUGCAAGAUUGAUUAGAUCCUAGGUCAGGAGGUGUAAAUAAAGAAUACUUUCAUAAUCAUAACUGUUUUUUUUAGAAGUAUCUAUCUGAUAUGUUUUAACUGUUUGGACCAAAUGUAAGGUGAAUUUAUUGAUUCAUUGGUUUAUUGGUUAGUUUUUAUAUUUCUUAAAUUUGAAUUUUAUACUGCACUCUGUAGAUUUGUGACGUUUCAUGUAUGAUUUGGAGUGAAAGUGUCUGUAAUUAUGUUUGUAGGUAAUCACUCUAUCUACCGAUGGUACCACAGUUCAUUCAAAAUCAUUUCACAUUAGUAAAGUAGUAGUGUCAGAUAUUAAAACAUUUGUUAUUUUGAAGAAAAAAAAAUCAUCAAUUCAUAAAAAAAAAAAUUCAUUAAUUCAUUUUUCAAUUCAUCAUUCUUUUUUUUUCACAAAUCAUGAAGUCCAGUAUGCAUACUGUGUAAAAUUUUGUGCAAUUUUAUAUGAUUAUUGGGAAAAUUGGCAGAAGGGUGAACAUACUCGAUUUGUAACAGGGUAAACACAUCACUCUUUCACGACUAUUCUCACUUAGUAAGGAAUAUGUAAUUCCUUAAAAAUUAAAAUGUCAGAGAAAACUUUCCUGAUAUCCCUGCCAUCCUGUCCUGCCAUGGUUAAACCACCCUGAUCCAAUUUCAUCUCUUGUGUCUUCAUUUCUAAGCUGAUUUCGAUAAAACUUAAAAAGGUUGUAUAAAAGAAUACCUCAGGAGUCCAUAUUUUAAUGCUCCAAAGUCAAGGUCAAGACCAGGGUCACACUGUUAUCUCUGAUUAGAUUUUGAUCAAAUGGAUUAAGGUCUUGCAUCAGAAUACCUUAAAAGAGUUCAGUGUAAGUUCCAAGGUCAAGGCAAAGGUCAAGUUUAAAUACAAAAAAGGAUGGUUACUGUGUUCAAUCAGAAUUUUAAGGGGAAAAUGUAGUUUUUGACUUUGUUAUUACCAUUACGUGUAAACUUCAUUUGUAAGUUAUUGUUUUAUGUUCACUAUAUACAUAAGUUGUAUACAUUCACAUCAAAUAUUAGCAUAGAACAAUAGGUAUUAAAAUGUUGACUAUAUAUAAGACAGUUUGACAAUCAACAGUUGUGCCUUGUAAAAGACUUUGUGUUUCUAUAUAACGGAGGUAAAUGUGCAACUACCAACAUUUAAAAUUCACUAGACUUUUGUAACUGCCGCGGUGGCCAAAUGGUUAAGGCAUUGGACAUUCUGCUACCACUAGCCCUCCACCACUGGGUCGCGGGUUCGAGAACUACGCGGGGCAGUCGCCAGGUGCUUGCCGUUGGUCUGUGUUUUUUCUCUGGGAACUCCGGCUUUCCUCCACCAUCAAAACCUGGCACGUCCUUAAAUGACCAUAGCUGUUAAUAGGACUUAAAACACAAACAACCAAACCAAACGUAGACUAGUAAAUUAAAAUAAGUCAUCAUUAAGGGAAGUAUACUAUAAAAUUCCAUGAAAGAUUUCUUUGUGGUAUUGAGUAGUGAUGGGCUAAUGGGGGUUAUACAUAUAUUUUUUAAAUUUUCAAUGCAAAUAUAGUGUAGUGAUGAGCGACUCGCACAGAUUGUUACGUUAUACACAUUUACAGUGAUGAAUCUAUAUAUUAGGUCCUAUUCUCAGGAGUUUUGUUGGGACUCGUAGAGUUUCUGGGAACACUAAAAAUUAACAUUGUGGGACCCGUUAUUGUAAGCAAUACAGUUAAAAAGGAGCCAUGGAAAUAAUGUAGAUUGAUCACUGCAUUUAUCGCAACUUUGUUUUCAAGACAGUGGCCACAUAUCGGUAAAACACCUUGAGGAUUGGCAUAUUUUGGGACCACGGUUUAAUAUAUUAUAUUUAUAUACAUUGCAAGUUAUGUAUUACCAUGCACAAGGAGUAAGACAUUUUGGUUUGUCCUGGUAAUGUUUAAGAUAUUUGUUUCAUGAAUAAGAAGUUCAUCUAGAAAUUUUUGUGUCAUGUUUUUGCAAUGAACUCUUCUUGAAUGAUUCAGAUAUGAAUUAUUUUUAGUGGAAGGGAGAUAUUAUAAUAGGUGAAAGAGUUGAUGUAUGCAGAAAAGAUUUAAUAUCAAAGUAAUUCAAUUAUUAUUAAACCAUUAUUUACUGCCAAAAAAUACUUGUUUUGGAGGUCAUCUAAUUUUAGCACUUUUCAUGAUUAAAACCUAGAGCUAAAUUGAUAGCACUAGUUGCAGUAAAUGGAUAUUGUUUCUAUUAAAUAUAUUUUGGUUGCACCAGUCUGUCAAUGUGCUAUAAUCUGUUAAUAUUGAUUAUGUGCUAAAAUUUGACUGCGCUAAAAUAAGUAUGUUUACAGUAUACCGGGUACAUGUACAAAAUAUGAAAGUUUGGUGUAGCUAUUAUCAAGGUCUGUCUGAAGCUAAUAUAGUUAUUGUCAUUGUGAGCUUCGGCUGGCUGUCCCUGACAAUUGUGAGUGAUACUUUGAGAAUACAAAUGUACCUGAAUAUGGUGUAUUAUCAUCUCUGCAGUUGUCCACAUGUUUUAUUUGUUAAAUUGUUCACUUUGUUUAGAGAACAGUUUCAAAUUUGUCCCUGUAAAUAUUGCUCUAUAACACAAAAAAAUAGUCACUAUAUUUGCAAAAAUAAAAAUUAUAUGUUUUU
This is a messenger RNA of Mizuhopecten yessoensis (Yesso scallop), 6846 nucleotides long. Its product is annotated as metal-response element-binding transcription factor 2-like. The record is from RefSeq and is a predicted model, not a curated record. Gene Ontology annotation, cellular component: nucleus. Lineage: Eukaryota; Metazoa; Mollusca; Bivalvia; Pectinida; Pectinidae. The coding region runs from base 366 to 2804 and encodes 812 amino acids. Gene Ontology annotation, biological process: regulation of DNA-templated transcription; chromatin organization. Gene Ontology annotation, molecular function: DNA binding; chromatin binding. The transcript has 17 exons.